Messenger RNA from Manihot esculenta (cassava), 5043 nucleotides. Its product is annotated as paired amphipathic helix protein Sin3-like 2. Lineage: Eukaryota; Viridiplantae; Streptophyta; Magnoliopsida; Malpighiales; Euphorbiaceae. Gene Ontology annotation, molecular function: transcription corepressor activity. Bases 277 to 4539 code for a protein of 1420 amino acids. The record is from RefSeq and is a predicted model, not a curated record. The transcript is spliced from 24 exons. Gene Ontology annotation, cellular component: chromatin; histone deacetylase complex. Gene Ontology annotation, biological process: negative regulation of transcription by RNA polymerase II.
CUUUCUUUUUCGCCAAUUUUUCCAAAUCGAACUUAGGAUUUGUAUUUGGUUUUCACUUUUCACAUUUUUUUUCUAAACUUCCUUUCCCCUGCAUAUUUCUCUCUUUCAAUCCUAAUAAAAUUCUCUUUUCCAACGUUAAAUAUAAUUCAAAGGCUACACGGAGAAACUAUUCCUUCUGUUUUUCUGCUUAUAUAUGCGAUCAAUUACAGCUUAGUUACUGCUUCUCCUCUGAGAUCUGGCUCACUCUUUCGAAGAGAACAACGAGGAGGAGAAAGUAUGAAGAGAAUAAGAGACGACGUUUAUGUAGGCUCGCAAUUUAAACGUCCUUUUCCCUCUUCCCGUGGGGAAUCCUAUGGGCAAUCACAAAUUCUGGGAGGUGGUGUUGGUGGUGGUAGUGGUGGUGGAGGAGGAGGAGGAGGAGGAGGAGGAGGUGACGGUGGUGGCGGCGGCGGUGGCAGCGUAGGAGGUGGUGCUGGAGGAGGAGGUGGUACUUCACAGAAAUUAACUACCAAUGAUGCCUUAACGUAUCUCAAGGAAGUUAAGGACAUGUUUCAAGACCAGAGGGAAAAAUAUGACAUGUUCCUUGAGGUCAUGAAAGAUUUCAAGGCUCAAAGAACUGACACUGCUGGUGUCAUUGCAAGAGUUAAAGAGUUGUUCAAGGGUCAUAACAACUUGAUCUUUGGAUUUAACACUUUUCUACCUAAGGGAUAUGAGAUAACCCUUGAUGAGGAUGAGGCUCCACCAAGGAAAACAGUUGAAUUUGAAGAAGCUAUCAAUUUUGUGAACAAGAUAAAGAAACGUUUCCAAAAUGAUGAACAUGUUUAUAAAUCCUUCCUAGACAUUUUGAAUAUGUAUAGGAAGGAGCACAAGGACAUAGACGAAGUCUACAGUGAGGUUGCUACUCUCUUUGAGGACCACCAAGAUUUGCUUGAUGAGUUCACUAGAUUUUUACCGGAUACUUCAGUGGCGCCUGUGAACCAAAAUGCUCCAUUUGGCCGAAGUUCAAUUCAGCGUUACAAUGAGCGCAACUCUACUACUCCCACCUUGCGGCAAAUGCACAUGGACAAGCAACGUCGGCGGGAUAGGAUUGUUACUUCACAUGCAGAAUGUGAUCUUAGUGUUGAUCGACCUGAGCUAGAUGACGAUAAAGCAAUGAUGAAAGUGCACAAAGAACAGAGAAAGCGUGCGGAGAAGGAAAAUAGAGAUAGGAGAAAUCGGGAACAAGAUGAUAGGGAGCCGGAGCACGAUAGCAAUAGGGACUUCAGCUUGCAGUGUUUUUCUGAUAAAAGGAAAUCUGGCCGAAAGGUUGAAGGUUUUGGAAUGCAUUCAAAUGUUUCUCCUUAUGAUGACAAAGAUAAUUUAAAGAGUAUGUGCAACCAAGGAAUCAUGUUCUGUGAGAAAGUUAAGGAGAAGUUAGGCAGUUCAGAUGAUUACCAGGCGUUUUUAAAGUGCCUUAAUAUAUACAGCAAUGGGAUAAUAAAAAAGAAUGAUUUACAAAAUUUGGUGGCUGAUUUACUUGGAAAGUAUCCUGAUCUUAUGGAGGAAUUCAAUGAUUUCUUUGAGCGAUGUGAGAAUAUUGAUGGGUUCCUAGCUGGUGUUAUGAGUAAAAAAUCACCAUGUAGUGAUGGACAUGCAUCCAGACCACUAAAAUUGGAGGACAAAGAUAAAGAGCAGAAGCGAGAAUUUGAUGGAGCUAAAGAAAAGGAAAGAAACAGGGAGAAGUAUAUGGCAAAAUCCAUUCAAGAGCUUGACCUUUCAAACUGUCAACGUUGUACUCCCAGCUACCGUCUUCUGCCAGAUGAUUAUCCCAUACCUUCUGCAAGCCAGAGAUCAGAGCUUGGUGCCCAAGUAUUGAAUGAUCACUGGGUAUCUGUGACUUCAGGAAGUGAAGAUUAUUCUUUUAAACAUAUGCGCAGAAAUCAAUAUGAAGAAAGUUUGUUCAGAUGUGAAGAUGAUAGAUUUGAGCUUGACAUGUUGUUGGAGUCUGUGACCUCCACAGCUAAACGUGCGGAGGAAUUGUUAAACAGCAUCAAUGAAAAUAAAAUAGACACUCCAAUCCAUAUUGAAGACCAUUUUACUGCUCUAAAUUUAAGGUGCAUUGAACGUUUAUAUGGUGACCAUGGUCUUGAUGUCAUGGACAUAUUGCGUAAAAACCCAUCUCUUGCACUACCUGUCAUAUUGACUCGCUUAAAACAGAAACAAGAAGAGUGGACUAGGUGUCGAGCAGAUUUUAACAAGGUUUGGGCUGAAAUUUAUGCAAAAAACCAUUACAAAUCACUGGAUCACCGCAGCUUUUAUUUCAAGCAGCAAGAUUCAAAGAACUUGAGCACCAGAUCUUUGGUGUCUGAGAUCAAGGAAUUGAAAGAAAAGCAACAGAAGGAGGAUAAUGUUCUGUUAGCUUUUGCUGCUGGAAACCGACAACCGGUGGUUCCACAUUUGGAGUAUGAAUUCCCUGAUAUGAGCAUUCACGAGGACUUGUUUAAACUUGUCGAAUAUUCAUGUGAAGAGGUUUGCACAACCAAAGAACAAUUAAGUAAAGUUAUGAGGCUCUGGACCACAUUCAUGGAGCCAAUGCUUGGCAUUGUUUGUCGUUCUAAUGGCAAGGAGAGUAGUGAAGAUAGAAAAAUUGGGCAUCAAGCUACGAAUUGCACUACAUCAAGCACAGUAGAAAAUGGUGCUGGUCCUACCACAAUGAGUUCUAAGCCCCCAAAAUUUGCAAGCAACGGAGAGGAAAACAAUUCACUGGAACUAGCCAACUCUUUUAGACCAAGUAUGGCUAAUGGAGAUAAUUUGGCUAAAAAUAGUUUACUUGAAUUAGAUCGGGUUAGUAAAGAUGAUCAGACAUGUAAUUUGUUUAGAGUAGAAAAGGUGCACACAGAUGCAGAUGUGACCAACAAAAUGUGUGGAUUCAAUACACAAGUUGCCUCUGGUCAGGGAGUGACUGAUUCAAAAAUAUCACUUGUGGUGGGAGCAGAACAGAAUCAUGGUAGAACCAGCAUCUGUGGGAUGGCAGGAUCUGGUUUGGCACAGUCCAUUCCUGGUGGUGGUGCUGUUGAGGAUCAUAAAUUCAAAGAUGGCAUUGACAUUGGACCUUCAUUAGAGGUGCUUCAGGGUGGGCUUGGUGCAAAAUCUGUUUUACCGGCAAAUGGAGGGUUGACAGAUGAUGCUAAAUCUAGUAGAUAUCAUGAAGAGGCCACUGGACCCUCCAAAACAGAAAAGGAGGAGGGUGAGUUAUCCCCCAAUGGUGAUUUUGAGGAGGACAAUUUCGCUGUCUAUGGGGAUAAUGGAUUGCAGGCAAUGCCUAAGGGAAAGCAUGGAAUCGAAAGCAGGCAAAAUGAAUCUGGAAAUGGGAAAGAGUUGCACUGUCAAGAUGCUGGAGUGGAAAAUGAUGCUGAUGCAGAUGCUGAUGAUGAGGACAGUGAUAAUGCUUCUGAGGCUGGUGAUGAUGCAUCUGGCAGUGAGGCAGCUGGUGAUGAAUGCUCUCGUGAAGAGCAUGAAGAGGAUGAAGAUGUUGAACAUGAUAAUGUGGACGGGAAGGCUGAGAGUGAAGGUGAGGCUGAGGGAAUGGCUGAUGCACAGUUUGCAGAUGUGCCAUUACUGGAACGAUUUCUUCUGUCUGUGAAGCCUCUUGUGAAACAUGUUCCAGGAAGUUUACUUGAUGGGGAAAGGAAGGAAUCUCAGAAAUUCUAUGGAAAUGAUGAUUUUUAUGUGCUUUUUAGGCUUCACCAGACUCUAUAUGAAAGAAUUUUAUCAGCAAAAACAAAUUCAAAUUGCGCUGAAAUGAAAUGGAGAACUUCUAAAGAUUCUAGUUCUUCAAAUCCCUAUGCCAGAUUUAUGAGUGCAUUGUACAAUUUGCUUGAUGGAUCUGCUGAUAAUGCCAAGUUUGAGGAUGAAUGCAGAGCUAUUAUUGGAAAUCAAUCAUAUGUGUUAUUCACACUGGACAAGUUAAUAUAUAAAUUGGUCAAACAGCUUCAAACUGUUGCAACUGAUGAUAUGGACAGUAAACUUCUUCAAUUAUACGAGUAUGAAAAAUCCUGUAAAGCUGGGAAGUUCAUCGACUCAGUAUAUUACGAUAAUGCACGUUUUCUUCUUCACGAGGAGAAUAUUUAUCGCUUGGAAUUUUCAUCUUCUCCAUCACGUUUGUCCAUCCAGCUGAUGGACAAUGUAACUGAAAAGCCUGAGGUGUUGGCAGUUGCCAUGGAUCCUAAUUUUUCAGCAUAUUUGCACAAUGAUUUUCUGUCCAUCUUUCCUAGCAAAAAGGAGCCACGUGGUAUUGCGCUGCUGAGAAACAAAAGGAAAUACACAGGCCUAGAUGAACCUUCUGCUUUAUGCAUGGCCAUGGCAGGUGUUAAAAUGUUCAAUGGUUUGGAGUGUAAGAUCUCCUGUAAUUCAUACAAGAUUUCCUACGUGUUGGACACAGAGGAUUUCUUCUAUCGAGUAAGAAAGAAAAGGAGAAAUUCAUCACAGGUCAAGUCAUCGUAUCAUGAUCAGGUUCAGGCAAGAGUACGUCGCUUCCACAGAUUCUUAUCAGCCACGUGAUAAUUCCUGAUUUCCGUUUUGCGAAUUAAGUAGUCCUUUGCACACCCAAAAAGUAUAAAAACUUCCCUGAGACGACGUCUUCGGGUAUUUAUACUAAGCGACUACUUGAGGAAGGAAUGGCUCAUGAACUGCUGAGGAGUGUAAUUUCUUUGAGAGCACUGGGAAUGGCUCGCAAACUCUCAGGAAUGUAAUAUCUUUUAAGGACACGCAAACGAGCUAUUGUGGUGUAAAUAGAGUUGACGCCUGAUGUUCUCAUAGAAAUGUAUUUUAUUGUCCAUGUCUUGUAGGUAGGAGUUCAUCAACCUUUCCUUUCCUUGUUUUUCCCACAUUAACAGUUUGUGGAUCCAAGUUGCCUAAUUAAAAUUCUCAGAGUAGAACAAACUUGAAUCUGUAAGCAUAAGAAAAUGAAGACGACAGGGAAAAUAACACAAGUUAUGUAAAGAUCCCAGCUCCUUUCCUAGGCUUUUUGGUUAUUAAGCACCACCAAUUUUGUUGGCUUUUGAA